Molecule: messenger RNA, 626 nt
Organism: Talpa occidentalis (Iberian mole)
Lineage: Eukaryota; Metazoa; Chordata; Mammalia; Eulipotyphla; Talpidae
Gene: REEP6
Product: receptor accessory protein 6
Exons: 5
Coding region: 37-591 (184 amino acids)
Source: RefSeq, a predicted model, not a curated record
CCAGUCCCGGCUCCCAGUCUAAGACCCGUCGGGGCCAUGGACGGUCUGUGCCGGCGCUGCGAGCAGCUUCUGGAACAGAAGAACGUGGUCACCGAGGCGCUCAGAGCGCUCGAAGCCAAGAUCGGUGUCGACAAGCGGUUCCUGGCCGCGGGAGCCGUCACUCUGGUAAGCCUGUAUCUUCUGUUCGGCUACGGGGCGUCUCUGCUGUGCAAUGUCAUCGGCUUUGUAUACCCCGCAUAUGCUUCAAUCAAAGCCAUCGAGAGCCCCGACAAAGAGGACGACACUGUGUGGCUCACCUACUGGGUGGUGUACGGCCUGUUCGGCCUGGCCGAGUUCUUCAGCGAUCUACUCCUGUCCUGGUUCCCUUUCUACUACGCGGGCAAGUGCGCCUUCCUGUUGUUCUGCAUGAUCCCCGGGCAGUGGAACGGGGCCCACGUGCUGUACCAGCGCGUCGUCCGGCCGCUCUUCCUAAAGCAUCACGGGGCGGUGGACAGCGUCGCGAGCGAGCUCUGCGGGCAAGCGCUGGAUCUGGCGGCCGGAGUAACCAGGGACGCCAAAACAAGCACGACCCAGCUCCAGAAGGACAAGUGAAGGCACUGCCCAACUCCAGCGCCAACCUGCAAACU